AUGCCGGAAACGGUGACUGGAAAAGGGCUGAGCCAGCUUCCGAAUGAUCCGGAUGUGAUGGCAGCAGGCCUGGAGUACCGCGAUAGCAACCCACUGCACGAAGCAACCAUCGGCGGCCAUCUCGAGAUCGUGCAGCGUUUAAUUGAUCCAGUCUUCAGCUUGGACGAAAAAGGUCCUAAUGUCCAGAUCGCACGCAUCCUGCUCGAGACCGGCGCAGAUCCCACCCGGCUGGAUGUUACGGACGCGGAGGAGAUACAUGCCGUCUCCCGAGAGACUCGCGCUGGGUUUAUGACCGCUGCAUACUGGAAUGCCGUAGAGGUGCUCCAGCUGCUCAUCGACCGGCUGCUCCCGUCUAACCACAUCUCGCCCCGCGAAUGGGAACAGGCUGUCGGCCAUGCGGCUGCGGAACCGCCAUGCAAAAUCACUCAAGAUUCUUCUGCGGCUGCGGCGUACUGCCUAUGGGAUGAGCAUGAGAUGAUGCUUCGUGCUGAGGCGGUGCUCUGGGAGGCCCAGAUCCAAGUCAUUCGCCUUCUGCUCGCCCGUUGUGCCAAUCCGAACUGGAUGAGGAGAGACUCACCCUGGACGAGGCUCAUCCUGCACUCGGCCUUCUUGACCGCUUAG
Molecule: messenger RNA, 621 nt
Organism: Aspergillus lentulus
Lineage: Eukaryota; Fungi; Ascomycota; Eurotiomycetes; Eurotiales; Aspergillaceae
Molecular function (GO): protein binding
Source: RefSeq, a predicted model, not a curated record